Molecule: messenger RNA, 987 nt
Organism: Enterobius vermicularis (human pinworm)
Lineage: Eukaryota; Metazoa; Nematoda; Chromadorea; Rhabditida; Oxyuridae
Source: the annotation of a GenBank genome assembly
AUGGGCGAAGCUUUGGAAGCAAGCGGAAGUGAAGAAGUGUCACUGAACAAAAAAUUCAGUCAUUGUGAAGAUGUAAUUGAAAAGCUUGAAAGUGGAAUAAGGUCCCUGUUUCAGGAACAAUUAAAGAAAUGCGAGGAAGUGUUAAAGGAUAUUACUAGAGAAGUGUAUGCACGUUCUCUUUUCAGCUCGAAUGAGACUGUGGCUGAUGUACCUACAAGUUCAUUACCUUUUUUUCUGGUCCCUUCAUUUUUAGCUUCGAUUGCGCAAAACACUAUAAGUGAUCCGGAAGAAAGACUUAGCAACUUAGAUAGAGCUAAGAUCUACUUACGUGAUUUUUUGGACCGCUUGCGUUCUUACGAAAUAAUUGAUUUCACCCUCCCUUGGUCAAACGUUGACGACGAUAGCGAUCACUCUGAUGCUAAGCGAAUACUUCGAUUGGAUCCUUCUGAAAGACGUAAUGAAAAAAUAAGACGCUUUCAUGAACAAAAGGAGCUUCAAGAAAAUUAUGAAACCCUGAAGGCACGCCAGGCACUAGCGAGUGAAGAUGAUUCGUUAAUGCGUGAAUUGUUAAUUGCUCGGCUGCGACUUGCUGCAAAUAAAGCUAUGGAGGAACUUGAUCACAUUGAAGAAGAACGGCCAUUAGCCCAAAGAAUGGCUAUGAUCAGAAAAGGUGAAACGCAACCGGAACCUCGGAGACCACCAGCUCCUCAACCGCGAAAGCCAUUCAUAAUAACGCGCGACAAGUUGCAAAAAGAGGUUUUUGGUCUUGGGUAUCCCAGCGUCCCUGUUAAAACAGUAGAUGAAUGGUACGAUGAAAUGGUAAAACAUGGAGGAAAGCCAGAAUCUACUGAAGGUAAAGAAAAGAUCCCUGAUAGCGACGAUGACACUGAAGAGGCGGAAGAAAUCCGCAGAAGACGAGCGCAGAGGUGGGAUGAAUACAAAGACAGUCAUCGUCGUGGAUGGGGUAAUACGAAGAAUAAAGGUUGA